Molecule: messenger RNA, 1350 nt
Organism: Toxotes jaculatrix (banded archerfish)
Lineage: Eukaryota; Metazoa; Chordata; Actinopteri; Toxotidae
Gene: slc38a8a
Product: solute carrier family 38 member 8a
Exons: 10
Coding region: 7-1350 (447 amino acids)
Biological process (GO): amino acid transmembrane transport
Molecular function (GO): amino acid transmembrane transporter activity
Source: RefSeq, a predicted model, not a curated record
UGAACCAUGGAGGAGUUAGCCAGAGAGAGCAUCAGCCUGCUGGCUUCAGCGUCAGCCAAGCCCCCGCUGGACGUGGCCGCCGGGCCUCGGCUCGGCUCCAUGGGGGCCAUUUUCAUCAUGCUGAAAUCCGCUCUGGGCGCCGGGCUACUCAACUUCCCCUGGGCCUUCGAGAGAGCCGGGGGCAUCCGCAGCGCAGUCACCGUGGAGCUGGUCUCCCUCGUGUUCCUGGUCAGUGGUCUGAUCAUCCUGGGCUACUCCUCGUCCAUCAGCGGCCAGUGCACCUACCAGGCGGUGGUGAAGGAGGUGUGUGGGCCGGCCAUCGGUCAGCUGUGUGAGAUCUGCUUCGUCUUCAACCUUUUCAUGAUCUCUGUGGCCUUUCUGGUCAUAGUGGAUGAUCAACUGGAGAAGUUGUGCGGCUCCCUGUAUGAGCUGGUAACUGGUUUGCCGGAUUCAGAGAUGCCGUACCACUUCUACACAGACCAGCGAUUUGCCCUGGUGCUGCUCUGCGUUCUCCUCAUCCUGCCACUGUCCAUCCCCAAAGAGAUCAGCAUUCAGAAAUACAUCAGUGUCCUGGGUACCCUGGCAGCUACCUACCUGACCAUAGCCAUCAUUAUCAAAUACCACACCACGCCUUCUGUCCUGGUUCACAUCACCCCUCUGUACAGCAGUGGGAUCAGCUCCUGGGCCUCCAUGUUCAGCGUCAUACCGACCAUCUGCUUCGGUUUCCAGUGCCACGAGGCGUCCAUCGCCAUCUACAGCAGCAUGGAGAACCAGCGGCUCUCUCACUGGGUCUUCAUCUCCGUGGUCUCCAUGAUCUUCUGUCUCGUCAUUUACUCCCUCACAGGGGUUUAUGGGUAUCUGACAUUUGGAAAGGACGUGAAGGCCGACAUUUUGAUGUCGUACACAGGCGAUGACAUUCUGAUGCUCAUCGCCAGGCUGCUGUUUGGAGUCUCCAUCAUUACCAUCUAUCCCAUCAUCCUGCUGCUGGGCAGAUCAGUGAUCCAGGACCCCCUGCUGAGCUGGCGGCGGAGGCGUUACGGCGUGGUGACUGUGGAGUUUGAAAGCUGCAGCCGCUACGUGCUGACAGUCCUGUGGAUCACAGUGACGCUGCUCAUCGCCGUCUUCGUACCAGACAUCAGCAAGGUCAUCAGCGUCAUCGGAGGAAUCAGUGCCUUUUUCAUCUUUAUCUUCCCAGGACUGUGCUUGAUGUUCGCCAUGCAGUCUGAGCCAGUGUCCUGUAAGACCAGAGUUGUCCUGACAGUUUGGGGAGUAGUGACCCUGAUCUGCGGAGCCUUCAUCUUUGGCCAGAGCACCACCAUCGCUGUCAUGCAGCUCCUCGGAAGGAUCUGA